This is a messenger RNA of Helobdella robusta, 1707 nucleotides long. RefSeq lists its product as hypothetical. The record is from RefSeq and is a predicted model, not a curated record. The transcript is spliced from 8 exons. Gene Ontology annotation, cellular component: plasma membrane. Gene Ontology annotation, molecular function: calcium ion binding. The annotation marks the transcript as partial. Lineage: Eukaryota; Metazoa; Annelida; Clitellata; Rhynchobdellida; Glossiphoniidae. Gene Ontology annotation, biological process: homophilic cell-cell adhesion.
AUGAUCCUAAAUACCGACGGUACAACGAAUUUCGAGUUUUUAACCGAAAACGUCGAAUUAUUCGAUAUCGACCGAACAACCGGUAUUCUGACGGUUAAGGGGCCGAUCGAUAGGGAGGGGAUUCCCCAUUGCAAGGAGGGGCGUGACCUUUGUGAAAUGUCCUUGGAUGUUGUGAUACAACCAGCAACGCACUUUCACGUUAUAAGAAUAGAAAUUCUGGAUGUGAACGACAACAGACCUACCUUUGCGCACGCAACAUUCCAACUAAACGUCAGCGAAUCCACCACUAUGGGGGCAAAGUUCACCCUGCCCAGGGCCGUGGAUCUAGACGGACCGCACGCAGGAAUCUCAAAGAUGACGUCAUCAACACCAACAGCAUACUUCCAUCUGAUAACGGAAACACAAAUAGACAACCACAUUGAAAUAUUCUUCCAACUCAUCCGCCAAUUAGAUAGAGAGGAAAAAGAAGAGCAUCACAUGAUCCUGAGCGCCAUUGAUGGCGGGAAACCGGAAAUGGUUGGAACGAUGCGAUUGGUUGUCGUUGUUUUAGAUGCAAACGACAACAAGCCCAUUUUCGAAAAACCAAAAUAUGAAAUUACUGUUUUUGAAGAUGUACCAGUUGGUACCACUAUUCUGAAAGUGUCAGCAACCGAUAUGGACACAGGCGAUAACUCUAAAAUUAGCUACACAAUUAGUUCUCAGUCUCCUUCUCUGAUUGGCCACCUCUUCACCCUCCAGCCAAUCACGGGCAACCUCGUCGUUAAAGCUGACCUUGACCGCGAACAACUUCCGGCCUACUUGGAAUUCGCCGUCGAGGCCAAAGAUCAUGGAUAUGAAAGAUUCACUAGUACUGCUCUGGUGGUAGUUAAAAUUGAUGACGUCAACGACAACGCACCCAUCGUAAAUAAUAAUUUAUUAUUCAAUGUCACGGAAAAUUCCCCGGUAAACACGUUUGUAGGUCACGUGAAGGUCAGUGACCCAGAUUACGCAGCCAAUGGAAGAGUUAAAUGCUGGCUUGUUGAAGUGUUGAAAUUUCAAAUGGUUGAAAAUUUCAACGCUGAGUAUACUAUAAGUACAUGCGGAUUGAUUGAUCGAGAGCUUGUAGAGGAAUACAACCUUGUCUUCGACAACUUUCGCUUCAAAAUUUUUGCCGUCGACGGCGGCAAGCCGCCCCUGACCGGCACGGCCUACGUGCACAUCACUGUAAUUGACGUGGAUGAUAAUAGGCCAAAAUUUUUGCAGACGAGUUACACUUUCAGCGUUCCAGAGAAUGUAGCCGUGUCAGAAAGUGUUGGGUCAGUUUCGGCGAAUGACCAACUACAGUUCCAUCAAUCAUCAUUCCACCAAACUCCACCGUUACUUGAAUCAUCGAGUUUUAAAAAAUCUUCCAAGCGCCAUUUUUCUUUGAACACUGAAACCGGCCAAAUAACAGUUAAGCGACGUUUGGAUCGCGAAGAAACUUCGACACACCGACUCACCGUUGUGGCUUUCAAUCCAGCUUCACCACGCUGGAGCGGCUCCACCAUCGUCACCAUCAACGUAUUGGACGUCAACGAUAACCACCCGAAAUUUUUGUUUCCCGAUUUCUUUAACAAUAGCGUCGUCAUUGAUGUUGACGAAAAUUUUGCAGAUUCAUCGGUGUUUGUCGCAAAAGUCGUCGCCGUGGACGCAGACGACGGCGACAGUGGGAAGAUCGCAUUUGAUUUG